GGGGAUUGCUCACAUCCAUCCCUGGCGUGUCCCACCUCGGCCACCCCCUGCCCGCCGGUGCCUGCGUGUCACAGGGUGGAGGGUGUCCCCCUGGGGUGUCCCCGGGGCGGCAGGACUGCCACUGCCUGUCCCCCCCACAGACAUCAUGGCUGACAAGGAGGGGGUGACGCUGUCACUGGAGGAGGAGGAGGAGGGGGAUGCCGACGUGGCCCUGGCGUACAAGACGCCGGAGAAGAAGAGCCUGCGGGAGAUCCAGGAGCUGGACCCGGGGGACGAGAGCCUGCGGAAGUACAAGCAGGCGCUGCUGGGUGCCAUCCCUGCCGCCGUGGAUGCCAGCGUGCCCAACGUGCAGGUGACGAGGCUCACCCUGAUGUGCGAGCAGGCACCGGGGCCCAUUACCAUGGACCUGACAGGAGACCUGGAGAUGCUGCGGAGCCGGGCCUUUGUGCUGAAGGAGGGGGUGGACUACAGGGUGAAGGUGUCCUUCAAGGUGAACAGGGAGAUCGUCUGUGGGCUGCGGUGCCUGCACCUCACCUACCGCCGGGGCCGGCCUGUGGACCGUGACGUCUUCAUGGUGGGCAGCUACGCGCCACGGGCCGAGGAGUACGAGGUGGUGACGCCGGCGGAGGAGGCGCCGCGGGGCUGGCUGGCACGGGGCUCCUACCGCGUCCGCUCCCUCGUCACCGACGACGACAAGACGGAGCAUCUCUCCUGGGAGUGGGGCCUCUGCAUAAAGAAGGCCUGGGAGGACUGACACCACCCCCCCAUCCCUUCACCUCCCCCCAAAUCCGCACCCCAAUGUCCCCCCUGCCCGCCUGGGGACGCGGUGCCUGCCAGCCCAGGGGACACCUCGCUGGCACCGCCGCCCUCGCCCCGCUCCUGUGACGGGUGGGUGUGAGGGUGGGGGGGUCCUUUAGCGAGCGGGUGCCCACGGCCGUGGUCUUUGCAACCAAAGUUAUUUUUAAUUG
Calidris pugnax (ruff) is the source of this 968-nucleotide messenger RNA. It is a transcript of the gene ARHGDIG, whose product is annotated as Rho GDP dissociation inhibitor (GDI) gamma. Gene Ontology annotation, cellular component: cytosol; membrane; cytoplasm. Gene Ontology annotation, molecular function: protein binding; Rho GDP-dissociation inhibitor activity. NCBI's taxonomy places the organism in Eukaryota, Metazoa, Chordata, Aves, Charadriiformes, Scolopacidae. The coding region runs from base 146 to 754 and encodes 202 amino acids. The record is from RefSeq and is a predicted model, not a curated record. Gene Ontology annotation, biological process: Rho protein signal transduction. The transcript has 5 exons.